This is a messenger RNA of Lachancea thermotolerans CBS 6340, 1158 nucleotides long. It is a transcript of the gene CDC12, whose product is annotated as septin CDC12. The transcript has a single exon. Gene Ontology annotation, molecular function: GTP binding; GTPase activity; molecular adaptor activity. Gene Ontology annotation, cellular component: cell division site; septin complex; cytosol. The record is from RefSeq and is a predicted model, not a curated record. Gene Ontology annotation, biological process: cytoskeleton-dependent cytokinesis. The coding region runs from base 1 to 1158 and encodes 385 amino acids. Lineage: Eukaryota; Fungi; Ascomycota; Saccharomycetes; Saccharomycetales; Saccharomycetaceae.
AUGAGUUCUGAAACUACACUUGUUGGCGUUUCCAACCUGCCUAACCAGCGCUACAAGAUUGUGUCCAAUAGCGGCGGGACUUUCACUUUGAUGGUCUGCGGUGAGUCGGGAUUGGGUAAGACAACCUUUAUCAACACGCUGUUCCAGACCACGCUGAAGCAUGCAGACCCCCAACAGCGUCGCCACCAGCCAAUCAAGCGCACUGUAGAGAUUGAUGUGCUGCGUGCCGUGCUCGAAGAGAAGAACUUCUCGCUCAGGGUCAACGUGAUUGACACACCGGGAUUCGGCGACAAUGUCAACAACAAUAAAUCGUGGCAGACAAUCGUCGACUUCAUCGACGAGCAGCACGACUCCUACAUGCGUCAAGAGCAGCAGCCCCACCGUGACGUCAAAUUCGACCUGAGAGUGCACGCUGUGCUGUACUUUAUUAGACCCACAGGCCACGGGCUGAAGCCUCUGGACAUUGAGACCAUGAAACGCAUUUCCUCGAGGGCCAACCUGAUCCCCGUGAUUGCCAAGUCUGACACGUUGACAGCCAAAGAGCUACAGGCCUUCAAGCUGAGGAUCAGACAAGUGAUCGAAGCGCAAGAAAUCCGCAUUUUCACUCCGCCUCUGGACGAGUCCGAAACCCCAGAUCCUGCUGUUAUGGAACACGCCAGACAGCUCAUCGAGUCGAUGCCGUUCGCCAUAAUCGGCUCCGAGACAAAGUUCGACAACGGCCAGGGCUCAGUUGUGCCUGCUAGGAAAUACCCAUGGGGCCUUGUGGAGGUGGAGAACGAUGCGCACUGCGACUUCCGCAAGCUGAGAAGUUUGCUGUUGAGAACCAACCUAUUAGACCUAGUCUUGUCCACCGAAGAGCUCCACUAUGAGGCCUACAGGAGGCUGCGUCUCGAAGGCUCUGGCGCGUCCGAGGAUCCUUCGCUACCAACCAGGGCACCAGCUAGAAAGCUCUCACACAAUCCACAGUUCAAAGAGGAGGAGAACGCCUUGAAGAAGUACUUCACCGACCAAGUGAAGGCUGAAGAGCAGCGGUUUAGACAGUGGGAACAAAACAUCGUGAAUGAGAGAAUUAGGCUAAAUGGAGAUCUCGAGGAGGUGCAGGCCAAGGUAAAAACAAUGGAAGAGCAAGUCAGGUCUCUUCAGUUGAGAAAGCAUUGA